Messenger RNA from Cajanus cajan (pigeon pea), 2168 nucleotides. Its product is annotated as very-long-chain aldehyde decarbonylase CER1. Gene Ontology annotation, biological process: lipid biosynthetic process. The record is from RefSeq and is a predicted model, not a curated record. Gene Ontology annotation, molecular function: iron ion binding; oxidoreductase activity. Lineage: Eukaryota; Viridiplantae; Streptophyta; Magnoliopsida; Fabales; Fabaceae.
GUUGUGUUACCCACCCUUCUUCAAACCACAGAAUCACUUGUGAUUGUAACAAAAGAAACUUCUUGAACACUGUUUGAUCUUGCUGCAUACAAAGCAUGGCCUCAAGGCCUGGAAUCCUCACAGAUUGGCCAUGGAAGCCUCUUGGAAGCUUUAAGUAUCUGUUGGUAGCUCCUUGGGCCAUUCAUAGCUUCUAUUCUCUGGUGGUGGAGGAAAAGAGUGAAAGAAGGGACAUAAGCACCUUUCUCAUAUUACCUUUUCUGCUUUGGCGUAUGCUUCAUAACCAGAUAUGGAUCUCUCUCUCCCGUUACCGAACUGCUAAAGGCAACACUAGAAUUGUUGACAAGGGGAUUGAGUUUGAUCAAGUUGAUAGAGAAAGAGAUUGGGAUGACCAAAUAUUGUUCAAUGGGUUACUAUACUACUUGGGAUGCUACACAAUACCCGGUGCAACUCAUCUUCCACUGUGGAGAACCGAUGGAGUAGUAAUGACAAUAUUACUUCACAUGGGACCAGUAGAGUUUCUUUAUUAUUGGUUACACAGAGCACUUCAUCACCACUUUCUCUACUCCAGAUACCACUCUCACCACCACUCUUCCAUAGUCACUGAACCUAUAACGUCUGUGAUCCAUCCAUUUGGUGAACACAUAUUAUACUUCCUUCUCUUUGCAAUACCCAAGUUAACUAUAGUCUUCACAAGAACAGCUUCUGUUGGAGCCAUGGUUGCAUAUGUCACUUACAUUGAUUUCAUGAACAAUAUGGGUCAUUGCAACUUUGAGGUGGUCCCCAAGUGGCUCUUUGAUGUCUUUCCUCCACUCAAAUAUCUGAUGUACACCCCAUCGUUUCAUUCUCUACACCAUACUCAGUUUAGAACAAACUACUCCCUGUUUAUGCCACUUUAUGACUACAUCUAUGGCACCACGGACAAGGCUUCAGAUAAAUUACAUGAAUCAUCAUUAAAACGAGAGGAAGAAAUUCCAGAUGUUGUACACUUAACACAUCUCACAACCCCUGAAUCCAUCUAUUAUCUUAGGUUUGGAUUUGCUUACUUGGCCUCAAAACCUUACACGUCAAAAUGGUACCUUUGUUUGAUGUGGCCUAUAACAGCUUGGUCCAUGAUCCUUACAUGGGUCUAUGGUCGUACAUUCAUUGUUGAGGGAAAUCGCUUUGACAAACUUAAGCUGCAAACUUGGGCAAUACCCAAAUUCAGUCUCCAAUACUUCUUGCAAUCUCAAAAAGUGACAAUCAACACAAUGAUAGAGGAAGCAAUACUUGAUGCGGAUAAAAAAAGCAUAAAAGUGUUGAGCUUAGGUCUUAGGAAUCAAGGAGAGGACCUUAACAUCUAUGGAAGCUUAUAUGUUAGUAGGCAUCCAAAGUUAAAAGUUAAGAUUGUAGAUGGUAGUAGCCUUGUGGUUGCUAUUGUUCUAAACAACAUUCCUAAAGGAACAACUCAAGUAUUACUUAGAGGUAAACUCUCUAAGGUUGCUUAUGCUCUUGCCUUCACACUGUGUCAACAAGGUGUUCAGGUUGUGACUUUGCAUGAGAAUGAUUACGUGAGGCUCAAAAAGUCAUUCACUGGCUCAGAAACCAAUUUGGCCUUUACUAAAAGCUACACACAGACGACAUGGUUAGUAGGAGAUGAUUUGACUGAAGAAGAACAACUAAAGGCACCCAAAGGAACAUUAUUUAUUCCAUAUACACAAUUUCCACCAAAGAAAUAUCGCAAGGACUGCUCCUACCAUUGCACUCCAGCAAUGUUAGCUCCAUGCUCCAUUGAAAAUGUCCACUCUUGUGAGGAUUGGUUGCCAAGGAGGGUAAUGAGUGCAUGGCGCAUAGCGGGGAUAGUACAUUGUCUAGAAGGAUGGAGUGCACAUGAGUGUGGUCACACAAUGCAUAAUGUUGACAAAGUUUGGCAUUCAACACUUCAACAUGGGUUCCAACCUCUUUCGGUGCCACUCAAAGAAUUAGCUCAUUAUUAAUGAGUAGCUAUGGGAAUAUUAAUCUGUGUUUGAUUUCUCUUUUCUUUUUCUUUUUUCUUUUUAGCUUUUUGGAGGGUAUUAAUUAAUCCAUCGUAAUUAUGGUCAUAUUUACCUUAAAUAAGUUUUUGAAGUGUUUCACUUAGACAAGCAAAUGAGUAUAUUUCAUCUAAUAUAUAUAUCCAUAUAGCUUCAACA